Messenger RNA from Pseudonaja textilis, 1411 nucleotides. RefSeq names its product DNA damage inducible transcript 4 (gene DDIT4). Gene Ontology annotation, cellular component: cytoplasm. Gene Ontology annotation, biological process: response to hypoxia; negative regulation of TOR signaling; apoptotic process. Lineage: Eukaryota; Metazoa; Chordata; Lepidosauria; Squamata; Elapidae. The record is from RefSeq and is a predicted model, not a curated record. Gene Ontology annotation, molecular function: 14-3-3 protein binding.
GCAGUGCCAAGAAAAGGGCAAAGGGGUGGCUGGGUGGGAGAAGAGAAGCGGUAGGCGGAAAGGAGAGACGCGGAGCUUUGGCUCGUGGAGCCUUUUGUUGUUUUAAGACGCCGUGGGGCGGUUCAAGGCUUUCUGCCGCUAGCUCCGAGAAGCUUGCGGGGUUGGGGCGUCCCGCAAGCUGAGUCGUUUCUCCGGCCGCCGAUUCCAGCCUCCUUCUCCUCCAACCUGCAAGCCCGGCGGCGCUCCGUCGAGGAGGAAGAAAAAGAAGAAGAAGAUGCCGGUGUCUUGGGACGGCUUCCCUUCGCUGCCUCCCAUUCCGGAGCUUAGAGAGAACCCGGCGCCGCCUGCCUUUGCCUGGGAGAAGAGCGCCUACCAAGAAGCGGCAAGCGGCCGGACCGCCAGGCUGGAGAACUCCGACUGCGAGUCCCUGGACAGCAGUUUGAGCUCCGAAGGAGGAGACGCCCAGGAAUACCUGGAUGAGGUCUCCUUGCCCGACUUCGAUUUGCUGAACGAUCCUGAGGAUGAGCUCUUGUGCGCCAACCUCAUGAAGCUCAUCCAGGUCACCCUGAACAAAGCCAAGCUCUACUCCAACCGUCCCUCCCACCUCUGCAUGCCCAACGAGCUGGUCACCCAAGUGAGCAAGGAGCUGCUUCACCUGGCUUACCGAGAGCCCUGUGGCUUGAGGGGAGCCCUCAUCGACCUGUGCGUGGAACAAGGGAAGGUGUGCCACAGCGUGGAGCAGAUAGCUGUGGACCCCAGCCUGGUGCCUACUUUCCAGCUGAUGCUUGUGCUGAGACUGGAUUCCCGCCUGUGGCCGAAAAUCCAAGGACUUUUUAGCUCCGGUUCUGCUUUCUCGCCGGGCUUCAGUCAGUCCCUGAAGCUCAGCACCGGCUUUAGGGUCAUCAAAAAGAAGUUGUAUAGUUCUGAACAAUUGCUCAUAGAGGAAUGUUGAAAGUAGCCUCUUCCUCUUUGGUUGAACCAACUGAGCAUUUACUCAUUACGUUGGGGCCAUUCCCACCCCAAAGUGGGGGAGGUAUGUUACUUAAAAGGGCUAUGGAACAUAAGCUGAUUUUUCAAGAAGUGGUUAUCCCUCUGAAGCCACAGUAGGUUAGAUUAGAUGGAAGUUUGAUUUGCAGCAACAGCGGGAGAUAGUCCGCAGAGAAGGCAGAAGGCAACAUUUGACUUGUAAGAACAAGCACUGUGCUACUUAAUUCUGACCAGCAACAAAGCUCACUCCUAUGUAGUAGGCCUGGAUUACACUAUGCUAGCUUUAAAAAGUCCUCGUCUGCCAAUGGGAUGACUUUCCCUUACUGAUUUAGCAGUAUUUUUUUUUCCUGACAGCUGAUAACUUUACAGCAGCGGGGCUGCCGCUAAAGAUAGAUGAAGGUUGCCUUUUUUUCCGCGUUAAGCU